Leucoraja erinaceus (little skate) is the source of this 2058-nucleotide messenger RNA. Its product is annotated as histone H4-like. The coding region runs from base 772 to 1083 and encodes 103 amino acids. The transcript has a single exon. Lineage: Eukaryota; Metazoa; Chordata; Chondrichthyes; Rajiformes; Rajidae. Gene Ontology annotation, molecular function: structural constituent of chromatin; protein heterodimerization activity; DNA binding. Gene Ontology annotation, biological process: nucleosome assembly. The record is from RefSeq and is a predicted model, not a curated record. Gene Ontology annotation, cellular component: nucleosome.
GACAGUGCUUACAACGCCAGAGACCCGGGUUGGAUCCCGACUACAGGUGCUGUCUGCAUUGUUUGUAUAUUCUCUCCCUGACUGCAUGUGCUUUCUCCGAGAUCUUCGGUUUCCUCCCACACUCCAAUGACGUACGGGUUUGUAGGUUAAUUGGCUUGGUUUAAACGUAAAUUGUACCUAGGUCAGUGUUAAUAUGCGGGGAUCACAGGUCGGUGCGGACUCGGUGGGUCGAUGGGCCUGUUUCCGCGCUAUAUUUCUAAAGUAAAAAAUAUACUAAACUAUCUGAUGUAUUGUAUUGUAUUGUAUUGUAUUCAAAUUUAUUGUCAUUGUCUCAAUUAGAGACAACGAAAUGAAUUUCCCUUUACAGUCAGUAUCAUAAAAAUGAAAUAAAUAAUAAAUAUUAAAACAUAUUAAAAAAAAAAAAUAGAAUUUAAAAAAAAGCACAAACACAGAAAGUCCACGACACAACACAACACAGUGGCACCAAGGUGAGGAAGGCACCAUUGUCCAGCCAGCCUCCCCUCCGAUCUUCCCAGAUGUUCAUCCGUGGUCGGGGCCUUCCGAGCACCCGCAGUCGCCGCCCCGGAUGGCCCGAUGUUCAGGCCCUCACGCCGGGCUAGUGGAACGCCGACGCCGAUCCCCGACGGUGAACAUCCUCCCCCUCAGCAUUGUCCGUGCCUCCUCCUCAGCGGCCCGGACCUCCAGAUCAGCCGCCUCCCGCAGCCGGAGUCCGCAGCUCCCGAUGAGCAGCAACUCGAGUGAAACAGCAUCAUGUCUGGUCGAGGGAAAGGAGGCAAAGGAUUAGGAAAAGGCGGAGCAAAGCGGCACCGCAAAGUGCUUCGCGAUAACAUCCAGGGCAUCACCAAGCCAGCUAUCCGCCGCCUGGCCCGGCGUGGUGGGGUUAAGCGGAUCUCGGGUUUGAUCUACGAGGAGACCCGCGGGGUGUUGAAGGUUUUCCUGGAGAAUGUGAUCAGGGACGUGGUCACCUACACCGAGCACGCCAAGCGCAAGACGGUCACUGCCAUGGAUGUGGUGUACGCUUUGAAACGACAGGGCCGCACUCUCUACGGCUUCGGCGGCUAAAUAACUACCCCCUUUAUUCCAACACGAAACGAGCAGGCAUCUCUGUCAAGGCACAAAAAUCUGUGGGCUGGGAGAGUUGUGAAGCCAUCAAAGAAAGUGAGGGAUAGGACAGUUUUCCACUCGAGCACCCCCAAACAAAGAAGAUUGCAAAAUGUGAUGAACACUGCCCAGUCCAUCAUGGAUACUGACCUCCCCACCAUUGCAGGGAUCUACUGGAGUCGCUGCCUCAAAAUGGUAGCCAGCAUUAUCAGAGACCCACACCACAGUGGCCACACUCUCAUUUCACUCCUGCCAUCGAGAAGAAAGUAUGGGGGCCUGAAAACUGUAAUGUCCAGUUUCAGGAGCAGCUUCUUCCCUACAGCCAUCAGGCUAUUAAACACUACAACCUCCGAAUAAGCUUCAGACUACAUAUAUAUAGACACACAGACACAUAGUUGAGUUUAGUUUAGAGAUACAGCGCAGGAAAAGGCCCUUCAGCUCACUGAGUCCUCACCGACCAACGAUCCCCACACGUUAACAGUAACUACACACACUAAGUACAAUUUACAUUUACACCAAGCCAAUUAGCCUACAAACCUGUACUUCUGCUGCAGUUGUACAGGGUCUUGGUGAGACCACACCUGGAGUAUUGCGUACAGUUUUGGUCUCCAAAUUUGAGGAGGGACAUUAUUGCCAUAGAGGGAGUGCAGAGACGGUUCACCAGACUGAUUCCUGGGAUGUCAGGACUGUCUUAUAAAGAAAGACUGGAUAGACUUGGUUUAUACUCUCUAGAAUUUAGGAGAUUGAGAGGGGAUCUUAUAGAAACUUACAAAAUUCUUAAGGGGUUGGACAGGCUAGAUGCAGGAAGAUUGUUCCCAAUGUUGGGGAAGUCCAGGACAAGGGGUCACAGCUUAAGGAUAAGGGGGAAAUCCUUUAAAACCGAGAUGAGAAGAACUUUUUUUCAACCAGAGAGUGGUCAAUCUCUGGAACUCUCUG